Aspergillus candidus is the source of this 1000-nucleotide messenger RNA. RefSeq lists its product as uncharacterized. The coding region runs from base 66 to 440 and encodes 124 amino acids. The record is from RefSeq and is a predicted model, not a curated record. The transcript has a single exon. Lineage: Eukaryota; Fungi; Ascomycota; Eurotiomycetes; Eurotiales; Aspergillaceae.
GCGACUCAAAAAAUCGGUUCCCCAACAAGCCAAGCAAAUGGACAACCCAAUUGCUGCCUCGUUUCAUGAUCUGCGCCUGUCCAGACUUGUCCUCGUUACCCCUCCUCGGGACGUGUGGGCUACGUAAGGAUCCUCGUUUCUUCGCAACCUUCGGGCACAAUGGCGAUCAUCCACAUCUGUAUUGUUUUAUUUGGUUUGGCUCUUUGCAACAUUUGUGUCCCCCUCCGUUUAUCAUGUUGUUUUGUCAAGCCGCGCCAGCAUUAUCCCUUCUUUUUGUGUCGGGUAUGCGACGGAAAUUGUCCAUUCCCCCGGGGGGAGCGCCGAAGCGGGAAGUCCAAUACGUAGGACUCGAGCUACGGAGUGGGUUGGAUCGCAUUGACUAUGGAAUAUUUGACUCCUCUUCUCUUGUCUUGUCUUCCGGGCGCGCGAUGCGAUCGUAGUUCGUCUACCUGUAGAAUAACCCAGACAAGUGAGGGGAGAACGAGGGUGCAGAAAGGGAGGCCCAAGAUACAGUUGGCGCAAAGCAGAUGCAUGCCGUUAGCCGGGUGGGGUUUGGUGAACAAGUAACGUAGCGUUAUCCAUCCUGGAUUAUUUUGGAAGAAAGAAUGCGUUCGCAGCUUAAAACCCGCCGAUGGAGAACUGAUCUGAGAUUGGACGCAUUCCGAUCCCUCAGGAUAAAUAUUUCUGGGGAGACCAUCAUCGGGUCGGAAGGGGAUUUGUUAUUCUGGGGCCCUGAGAGUUGACGUGACACUUUGCGCCCAGUCCACCAGGGUCAUAUUGGCCGAUGGGAGAGGUGGAAUCAAUCAGAUGGUCGACUCUACCCAGCCCGCCAGGACACACCGAAACUCUGUGUUGUUAUUUUUCAAUAGCCCACUUUCUCACCGUUCCAUUUCGGCUCCGCAACGAACAGGGAAAAAGAAAAGAAAAUGGCAAAAAAAAAAGCAAAGCGGAUAAAUCACAUCGAACAACCAAGGUUUGAACAAAGGAGGAUUUUAGAUUC